Messenger RNA from Neocloeon triangulifer, 4218 nucleotides. RefSeq lists its product as uncharacterized. Bases 710 to 3829 code for a protein of 1039 amino acids. NCBI's taxonomy places the organism in Eukaryota, Metazoa, Arthropoda, Insecta, Ephemeroptera, Baetidae. Gene Ontology annotation, cellular component: external side of plasma membrane. Gene Ontology annotation, molecular function: carbohydrate binding. Gene Ontology annotation, biological process: biological process involved in interspecies interaction between organisms. The record is from RefSeq and is a predicted model, not a curated record. The transcript is spliced from 28 exons.
UAUAGCGUAAAAUUUCACGUUCUACAAAAUGGCUAUCUCAGAAUUGAAAUAAAAUUGGGGGAUAACCUUCAAUUGUGAGGUCAAAGGUCACGAGGUCAGCAGAAGUGACCUUGAACUUUGACAUACGAUUUUGCUUCCAACAGCAAAGUUGUAGAGGGCAAUGAGACAAAUUCAACCAUACCCGGAUUUUUGUUCUACGUCAACGGGAAGCCGAGAUACAGCCUUUUGAAAUUUUCCGAAAUCCAAAUUUGAACGUCCCGUAAAACCCAUAAAUUUUGAGAUAAUGGGGUAAAACUAUAUAUUUUUGAAAACCUCUUGACAUGGUCUUUAUGGGUCUCAAAUAUGGUCACGAUCGUAUGACCCCUGCCAAAACACUGUACAGUUGAAAUAUUUUUGCCGAUUUCCAAUGUUUAGAGGGGUGAACUUUUAAAUGGCAGAUAAAUUUAUUCAAAAUUUGUUUUUCACUGAAAAUGCUGCGCGUCAAAGAUUUUUAUCCAGUUUCCUGUUGCAGUAAACACGUCAAAAAGUCCCUUUCGUGGCUGUCACAGAUUUUUGACGUUUUGUUCGCGUCUGAAAUGAACAUGCCUACUUCCGAUAGAGCAAAAUACUGAUAAACUCCAGCGAAUUUCGCGUUAUUCAGCGUUUCACAACCGGGCUCUGGGCAGCAGAUUUUGGGAAUCAACUGCGUCACCAACCCCCGAAUGAUGUAAUGCGUUAUGCAACCCUCGCAACGGUCGUAAUAUUAAUCUCUGAUAUCAUUGUAGGAUGGAGCUCUGCGGGCAAUAAUCAAAAUGUGAAAACAAUGCAGAAAAUCUCAAAGAAUUCGGUUCCAGUCCAGAUCAACGGCAAGCGCAUCUCUUCUAUUAAACUGACGCGUCAAAAUUCCAUCAGCUACGUGGCUUUUACCCGCUACACUGGGGAAAAACGGAAUCUCAUCAUCCAGUGUUGCGGACACAGGAAAUGUCAGAAUGACAGAGGCGCCAGGAAUUCCACAAAAUGGCCAAAAAGGCGAAAAGGAUUCAAUGAUUACAAUGGGCCAUCUUCAAAACUCGUUAAAAUCGGAAAAACAAAGUACAAAUUUCCGAAAGAAGAGGCAACGUUUACAGAAGCUAAAAAAUAUUGUGAAAAGGAAAAUAUGGAUAUCGCUUCUUUCAGCAGUCCACAAGAAGUUGGGAAAAUCACCGAGUAUCUUCAAUACAUUGGGUUGUCCGAUAUUCCUUUGUUCGCGUCUCUGUCCUCUACGGAUGGGGUGGGUUCUUUCCUGAGCAGCUGGGGUCAAGACGCUCCCCCUGGGGGCGCUGGCGACUGCCUGGUGCAGCAAAAAGGGGCCCUUUACAACGCGUCUUGCCAACAAAAGGCCCACUUCGCGUGCGAAGAGAAGCCGGGUGGAGCCAACGGCCCGGAGCCGCUAACGUCAUUGGAGGACGCUGUUUUGAAUUUCGUCGGUGGUAAAAACAUCGUGGUUCCGAGUGAAAAAGCCUCCGUGCCUCAGGCGGAAAGCAUGUGCGCCAAUCAGGGCCUUGAACUCAUGUCGCUUGACUCGGUGGCCCAAUUGGACUCGGUCCAGGAUUUCCUUGGAGACAUUGGAUUGUCGACAAGCACGGUGCUGACGUCUUUGAAAAAAGUGACCGACGGGGGCUCGAACUGGCUGGGCGAUUUGGCCUCGGCUUUCUUGCCACAAAAGGACCCGGCAAAAGACGGGGACUGCGUGGGGCUCAGUUCUUUGGGCAUCACUGGCAUUUCCUGCGACACGGUGUCGAAUUUCGUUUGCCAGGCUCCGGAUUCUGGCGUAACAAAAGCAGCACCACCUGCGCUUGGUGAUUUGUUCAGUUCUUUCCUGUCAGUUGACAAAACGGAGCCUGUAAACCUUGGUGGCCUUGACUAUAUUUUGCCAUCAAACAAGGCCAAUUAUGAUGAGGCAAAGAAAUUGUGCGAGUCUCGGCAGAUGGACCUGCUCUCGAUUCAAACCAAAACGGAAAGCGAUUUAAUUAGCAGCUUUCUUAACUCCAAAGGUGUUGGAUCGAGUUCGAUUCUGACCAGUUUGCUGCCAUUGGGCGCUGGGUCGUUUUCCUGGGAUGGGAGUGCAAUUGCUGACGGACUUAAUUGGGCGAGCAACCAACCUGCAAGCACCGCAGGAAACUGCACCACUUUUGCCAGUUCCACUCUGAAAACUACGACCUGUGACGCAAAAAGUAAUUUCAUGUGUGAAGCGAAACCUGCAGACGCCACUGAUUCUACAAGUUCCGAUUCGCAAACUGCAUCAGAGGCUGCAAGCGAGCCGCCUACAUACGAAUCACCUGCCAUUGCUACUGAAUUGGCAGAGAUUCUAACCACGACAUCUUCAACCGCUUCAGCAACUCUUCAGAUGACUUAUCCAACAAAUCCUGCUGAGACAACUUCUCAGACAGCUCCUCUCGUCACGGAUUUAGUGACAACUGUCUUGAGUAACAUCCAAGCCGCAACAUCUUCCUACACAAACCCAGAAACUACAAUUGUUGCGAUUACUUCAACUUCUGAUUUGGCGACUCCAACUUUGACCUCCAACGUUGGCACAAAUGCAGCUAUUACUUCCUCAAAUACAGCUACAUCUACUGCAAAUACAAAUACAAUUUAUGGAUCUGCAUCAACGGCUGCAGUCCAGACAACGACAGCAACAACUGCUCUUACAACUUCGACAACAACGUCAAAACCUUUGAUAGCAGCUUUCACGUACACCGUUUCUAAGAAAGUGACUUAUUUGUCAAACGAGACGGCCACAUAUGAUGAGGCAUUGGCCAAAUGUGAAGCGAUGGGCAUGAGGCUUUUGGUAGGAGAAUGCAUGCAAGAGUUUCAAACACUUAUGAGUCAACUGGUCGCUGAUCCAGAUAGGAAAAAUGCGUCUUAUUUCGUCGCUCUAAAGAAGACAAAUGGUAACUGGGCAAAUCCAGGCGGAUUUUUCAACACUACUCCAGCAAACAUUUUGACAAAUUCGGGUGGCGACUGUUUGACGGCGCAGUAUGGGAAAUGGUUGACCACUCCAUGCGACAAAAAGUGCUAUUUCGCGUGCGAAAACAAAUUGAAUUAUACAGAAGUAAUCUAUUCAAAAACUCGUCAGUACUUUGUGUUGAGAAAUCUGGAGGCUUGCGUGUUGGAAGCAAAUUAUUAUUGCAAGAGAUUCAACGGGAGCGCCUCUGUGGUGUCCAUCGACACGCCCUACGAACACCUCGGAGAGUUGAACACUCUUCUCAUCAAUUUGAGCAUGUCAGACACGUCGGUAUUCGUUAACAAAUUUACCCUCGAUUUAUCAACAUGGUUGAAAGCGAACAAGAGCUUGGUUGAAUGGGCAACAGGUCACCCAGACCUUUCAAAAGGUGGCUGCGUUGGAGCUCUGCAGGGAAAACUAAUCAGCGUUGAUUGUGGAAUUCCACUUCCUUUUGUUUGCGAAGUUCCAAUGGCACCUAUACCUACUGUUCAUGUAACGUGUUUAGCUACAAAUAAGGAUUGCCCAAUAUCAGGGUACCCGGUUCCAUUCGAUAAGGGAGAACAGUGGUGCAAGGAUAAUAAAGACACAUUUACGUCAUUUGAUAAUGCCGACUUCAAUGCCAGUUUGAUUUUGUUAAGGAAAAGUGCGACGCAAGCUGCACUGCGAUAUCCUGAUAUUAUUGCGUUUGGAGCAAGAAAAAUUAAUGGAGUUUGGAAAUGGCCAGUAAGUAAAAAACAAGUGGACAUUAAGGUGUUUAACUGGAAAGCCGCACCGACAACCCCAGGCGACUGCGCCGGCUUCGACGUCAAUCGAGAUUACGCCGUCACUUUUAAUUGUUCAGAGCCAAGAAGAAUCUUUUGUGUCUAAUUAAUAGAGGCUUAUUAUGAAAAUAAUUGUGCAAUAAUUGAUAAAAAGUGUGUAAAUCCUUUAAAAUUUUAAAUUACUCUCUCAUGUUCAUUACAAAACAACAAAAGUAUUAUUUAAACACUCAAAAAUGAUUUCUUUGAAAAGAUUCUAUUUAUCAAGCCAUUAUUUUCAUCCCAAAUUCAUCCACUUUCAUUUAGGCCGAUUUUCACUUUCAAGUGUACAUUUGUGUAAACAAAAAAGAAUUCAGAGCACAACAACAGUUAUAAAAAUAUUUGAAACAGCAUUUUUUUAUGCUUCAUUCUAUGCAGUUAAAAAAAGUUAAUAGUUCGCGCCUCUUAUGUAACACCAUUUUUACAGAAAACUCCAGCGACUAAAUAAAAAUCGCACCU